AUGAAUGCAGUUGUGAGCGGAACGAGGAGGGUCGUCUUUUUUCCAGGUCGGAGACACUUUUCAUCAAAGAAGGACUACGACGUUAUUGUGAUAGGCGGUGGCCCAGGAGGCUACGUGUGCAGCAUCCGAUGCGCGCAGAAUAAGCUCAGUGUUCUCAACGUGAACGAAGAUAAGAAACUGGGAGGUACGUGCCUAAACCGAGGAUGCAUACCUUCGAAGUCGCUCCUACACAUUGCACACAACUAUUACGAGGCAAAAAACAAGUUCAAGCAAAUGGGUAUCCUGGUAGACAACGUAAACCUAGACGUGGAGACCAUACAUAAGCACAAAAACAAAUGCAUGGGAAAUCUCGCCGACGGAAUAACAUACCUCUAUAAGAAGAACAAAGUAAACCACAUGAUAGGACAUGGAAGUAUCGUAGAUGCAAACUCCGUCUUGGUAAACAGUGAAGGGAAGGAAAAACUAGUAACGGCGGAACGGAUUGUUAUCGCUACAGGAUCGAAGCCGAUAGAAAUUCCACUAAAAAAACUGAACGAUAAUAAUGCGAAGGAAGCUGAGACAGUUGAGGACCUUCUACAUUAUGAUCACCAAGUGAUACAGACAUCAGAUGAUAUACUGAGCUUUAAAAAAAUUCCGAAGAAAAUUUCUAUCAUUGGUGGUGGUGUGAUAGGAUUAGAAAUAGGUUCUGUUUUUGCAAAAAUGGGUUCAGAAGUCACCAUAUUUGAGUACAACAACAGGUUGUGCUCUUUUCUAGAUGCAGAUGUAAGUAAAGUGCUCCAAAAAACGCUCGAAAAAAUAAAAAUCAAGUUUGCCUUUAAUACAUCCGUAAUAGGAGGCAACGUCGAAAAUGAGGAAGCCACUUUAUUUGCCCAAAAUACAAAAACAAAGGAAAUACAAAAGGUACAAUCGGAUGUGGUUCUUGUCUGUGUUGGUAGGAGACCCAACUUUGAUAACCUUAACUUGGACAAAGUUAAUAUCCAAUUGGGAAAAAAUAAAAAAAUUCAGGUGGAUGAAUCCUUCGGUGUUAUAUCACAUCCAACCAUAAAAGCUAUCGGGGACGCCAUCGAUGGACCUAUGCUUGCACACAAGGCAGAAGAAGAAGGAUACAUCCUAGCGAACAUCCUAUUGAGCGAAUUGAAGUUAAAUAAGCCAAAAAAAUCACACAUAAAUUACGACCUCGUACCAAGUGUUAUAUAUACCCACCCGGAAGUAGCCAGCGUAGGUCUAAAUGAAGAAAGGUGUAAACAAAUGAAUCUGUCAUUCAAGGCAGUUACCUUUCCCUUUGCUGCUAAUAGCAGGUCUCGAACAAUAGAUGACUUCGAUGGGCUGAUUAAGCUCCUCGUUGAAAAUGAAUCCAACAAAAUCCUCGGUUCCCAAAUUGUUGGAAACAAUGCCAGCGAUUUGAUUCUUCCUCUGUCCAUUUAUGUUGGCAGUGGAGGAUCGGCCAAAAGUCUGAGUAAGAUUAUUUAUGCUCACCCCACCUUUUCCGAGGUUAUCAAGGAGGUCGCCCUACAGUCCUUCGACAAAGCCAUCCAUAUGUAG
Molecule: messenger RNA, 1542 nt
Organism: Plasmodium coatneyi
Lineage: Eukaryota; Apicomplexa; Aconoidasida; Haemosporida; Plasmodiidae
Product: Dihydrolipoyl dehydrogenase
Exons: 2
Coding region: 1-1542 (513 amino acids)
Cellular component (GO): oxoglutarate dehydrogenase complex; mitochondrion
Molecular function (GO): dihydrolipoyl dehydrogenase (NADH) activity; flavin adenine dinucleotide binding
Source: RefSeq, a predicted model, not a curated record